CUGCCGGGGUGGUGAUACUUUGGCUGGAGCGCCGGAGCUUCCCGCAGACUGCGGUUCGCCCAGGCUUGCGUCUCUCCGUGGAACUCGGGGAGGCAGCAUUCUGAGCCUUGGGGCGGCCCCUUUCGUGGUUGGGGUGGAAGUCCCUGGAGCCCCUGAGCGCCCCCUCCCCUAGGUGGCCAUGAACGGAUGGGCCAGCAAAGAGGCGGUGCAGGCUGCGGCCCGGGAACUCAUCAAGUUCGUGAACCGGAGUCCCUCUCCUUUCCACGUCGUGGCCGAGUGUCGCAGCCGCCUCCUCCAGGCUGGCUUCCGUGAACUCAAAGAGACGGAGACCUGGGAUCUCAAGCCCGAGAGCAAGUACUUCCUGACCAGGAACUCCUCCACCAUCAUCGCCUUUGCUGUGGGAGGCCAGUAUGUUCCUGGCAAUGGUUUCAGCCUCAUUGGUGCCCACACGGACAGCCCCUGCCUUCGGGUGAAACGGCGAUCUCGCCGCAGCCAGGUGGGCUUCCAUCAGGUCGGUGUGGAGACCUAUGGUGGGGGCAUCUGGAGCACCUGGUUUGACCGUGACCUGACCUUGGCCGGACGCGUCAUCGUCAAGUGCCCGACCUCAGACCGGCUGGAGCAGCGGCUGGUGCAUGUGGAGCGGCCCAUUCUUCGCAUCCCACACCUGGCCAUCCAUCUGCAGCGAAAUGUCAACGAGAGCUUCGGGCCCAACCCGGAGACACACUUAGUCCCCAUCCUUGCCACAGCAGUCCAGGAGGAGCUGGAGAAGGGGACUGCUGAGCCAGGGCCUCUCAGUGCUGCAGAUGACCGGCACCACUCGGUCCUCAUGUCCCUGCUCUGUGGCCACCUGGGGCUGAGCCCUGAGGACAUCUUGGAGAUGGAGCUCUGCCUUGCAGACACGCAGCCUGCGGUGCUGGGUGGUGCUUAUGAGGAGUUCAUCUUUGCCCCUCGCCUGGACAAUCUGCACAGCUGCUUCUGUGCUCUGCAGGCCCUGAUCGAUUCCUGCGAGGCCCCUGCCUCCCUGGCUGCCGAUCCCCACGUGCGCAUGAUUGCCCUCUAUGACAACGAAGAGGUGGGGUCUGAAAGUGCCCAAGGGGCACAGUCGCUGCUGACGGAGCUGGUGCUGCGGCGGAUCUCGGCCUCGCCCCAGCACCUGACGGCCUUCGAGGAAGCCAUACCCAAGUCCUACAUGAUCAGCGCAGACAUGGCCCAUGCCGUGCACCCCAACUACCUGGACAAGCAUGAGGAGAACCACCGGCCCUUAUUCCACAAGGGCCCUGUGAUCAAGGUGAACAACAAGCAGCGCUAUGCUUCCAAUGCAGUUUCAGAGGCCCUGAUCCGCCGGGUGGCCAACAAUGUCGGGGUGCCCCUGCAGGAUCUCAUGGUCAGGAAUGACUCUCCCUGUGGGACCACCAUUGGACCUAUCUUGGCUUCUCGGCUGGGGCUGCGCGUACUGGAUUUGGGCAGCCCUCAACUGGCCAUGCACUCCAUCCGGGAGACAGCGUGCACCACAGGAGUGCUCCAGACCAUCACCCUCUUUAAGGGCUUUUUUGAGCUGUACCCUUCUCUGAGGAGUAACCUCUUAGUGGAUUGAGGCCUCUUGGAAAGAUUUCUCUUGUACUUGAAGAAGGAAAGUUCUCAACUGAGUUGAAGCUAGAAUAUUAAAGUGGAUUUUUCACUUAAA
Pipistrellus kuhlii (Kuhl's pipistrelle) is the source of this 1684-nucleotide messenger RNA. It is a transcript of the gene DNPEP, whose product is annotated as aspartyl aminopeptidase. The record is from RefSeq and is a predicted model, not a curated record. Bases 179 to 1594 code for a protein of 471 amino acids. The transcript has 14 exons. Gene Ontology annotation, biological process: proteolysis. Gene Ontology annotation, molecular function: zinc ion binding; aminopeptidase activity. Lineage: Eukaryota; Metazoa; Chordata; Mammalia; Chiroptera; Vespertilionidae.